AUGUCUUUUGUGCUUGUUUUGUUAUGUGGCUUCUCACGGGCAUAUCCUCUCUUAGAGAAAAGCAUUGAAGAUGUGUUUGUAACUGUGCCGGAAAAUGUGGACAUCACUACAAAGACUUUGGACUCUAACAAUGGAUCUACUGAACUCUUGAUUGAAGGAGACAUGGUGUUUCCCAAAACCAGAAUUGCUCUCUACUGUUUUAACAACAACAUAAUGGAGGUCCCUUACACAGUGAGCAGUGAAUUCUCCUAUUAUGACCGGUGGGUUAUUGAGAAUGCAGUGAUGAUGACCUUCAACAGCAAAGCCUGCAUCCGCUUCAUCCCCAGAUCAUUUCAGACCAACUACAUCAGUAUUGAGAACAGAGAUGCAUGCUACUCUUCUCUUGGUAGAACAGGUGGCAAACAGGUGGUCUCCCUCAACAGGUACAGCUGUGUGUACCAUGGCAUCGUUCAGUAUGAACUCAAUCAUGUACUGGGCUUCUACCACAAGCAAACCAGGAGCGACCAUGACCAGUAUGUCAAGAUCGACUGGGAAUUCAAGUUUUCUUUUGACAUGCCCUACAACUUCCAAAGACGGAACACCAACAAUCAAAACACACCACAUGACUACGGCUCCAUCGUGCACUAUGGAGGAAAGGCCUUCUCAGUGCAGGCAGGGACGAAAACCAUCACCCCCAUUCCUGAUGCAUCUGUGGAAAUCGGACCGAGGCAGGAAAUGUCUAAAACUGACAUCCUGAGAAUCAACAAGCUGUAUGAAUGCUGA
Molecule: messenger RNA, 762 nt
Organism: Triplophysa rosa
Lineage: Eukaryota; Metazoa; Chordata; Actinopteri; Cypriniformes; Nemacheilidae
Product: hatching enzyme 1.2-like
Exons: 2
Coding region: 1-762 (253 amino acids)
Biological process (GO): proteolysis
Molecular function (GO): zinc ion binding; metalloendopeptidase activity
Source: RefSeq, a predicted model, not a curated record